Auanema sp. JU1783 is the source of this 2193-nucleotide messenger RNA. Lineage: Eukaryota; Metazoa; Nematoda; Chromadorea; Rhabditida; Rhabditidae. The record is from the annotation of a GenBank genome assembly.
AUGGCAUCGAACCCAACCGAACCUGCACCAGCCACACAACCUGCUGUUACAGAAGAUUCCCCACCACCACAGCCUCCACCAGCACCAGCACCAUCUGCAAUCCCGAACGGCACUCCUGCCGCUGCAGAAGCUGUGCUCAAUGCUGCUACUCUACCUAAUGGCUCUAUUCCUGAUACGAAUGUUUCAUCCACUGCAGCCAAAUUAUCUAUAAUGAGCAAAUUAUUGACUAGAAAAAACAAAGUGCACGACGCCACAUAUGCCGAACGCACGAACGCCCAACAAGAAUUUAUGCAGAAAUUUUCUGGUCCAAACCAAGCUCCUGUAGAAGAUAAUCCUGACGCACAACCAUCUGAGCCGGAAGGUUUCUAUCAAAGAUGGAAAAAGAAGUACUCAACUUAUGUAAUCGAUCCUUCGGAAGAUAGUUAUUAUUAUUGGACCUUAACGGUGUCUGUUGCUUAUGCUUAUAAUCUCGUGGUAGUUAUUGCUAGACAAGCAUUUCCGGAUAUGAUUGGACCUAGAGGAACGUAUAGAUGCUUUCUUAAAAAUGGUUUGAAUGAUAAUGCUACAAGACCGUGUCGAGAAAGUGAUGAUUAUUUACGAAACAUGAACCGAAUGCCUUUCUUAGAACAUGAUUUAUCCGCUGGCUGGCGAGAAUAUUGGUAUGUUCGCUUGAUUUGGAUAUGUUUGGAUCUUAUGGCUGAUUCUGUAUAUCUGAUGGACAUGUGGAUUAGGGGUCGCACAGGUUACCUCGAGCAGGGGCUUGUUGUAAAAGACACAGACCAAAUUUGGAAGCGAUAUAAAGUAUGCUUCCAAUACAAACUAGACCUUUUUAGUAUGAUUCCCCUUGAUUAUUUCGUCGGCUGGCCUGUGCCUUUUUCUCCGAUACCGUCUUUGCCCAUUCUGCGGUUGAAUCGUUUAAUACGGAUCAAUCGAGUUAGUGAUUGGAGAGAAAGAACAGAAACCAGAAGUAGUAUACCAAAUGCGUUCCGGGUAGUAUGUGUUGUUAUCUACAUCAUUGUUAUAAUCCACUGGAAUGCUUGCCUUUACUUUGGAAUAUCGGAAUGGAUAGGAUUAGGCUCUGAUGGGUGGGUGUAUGGUAAUUUGAACAAACAGAGUUUGCCAGAUGAUGUUAUGGACACGCUUAUGCGACGUUACAUUUACAGCUUUUACUGGUCAACUCUUAUAUUAACAACUAUUGGUGAAGUGCCUGGUCCAGUUCUUAACCUCGAGUUUCUUUUUGUUACUGCUGACUUGAUGUGCGGUGUCCUCAUUUUCGCUACCAUUGUCGGAAACGUCGGAAGUAUGAUUUCUAAUAUGUCUGCUGCACGAACAGAAUUUCAAAACAAAAUGGAUGGUAUAAAACAGUACAUGGAGUUGCGGAAAGUUAGUAAACAGCUAGAAGCUAGGGUUAUCAAAUGGUUUGAUUAUCUCUGGGCCAACAAGCAAUCUCUAUCUGAUCAACAGGUUUUGAAGGUGUUGCCAGACAAAUUACAAGCUGAAAUCGCUAUGCAAGUUCAUUUUGAAACUCUCAGAAAAGUUAGAAUUUUCCAAGAUUGCGAGGCUGGUUUAUUGGCAGAGUUAGUGUUAAAGCUUAAGCUGCAAGUCUUCUCGCCUGGUGAUUACAUCUGCCGCAAGGGUGAUAUUGGUAGAGAGAUGUAUAUCGUUAAACGGGGAAAACUUCAAGUUGUCAGUGAUGAUCCAGUGAAGGUAAAAGUGUUUGCUAUUCUACAGGAAGGCUCUGUAUUUGGAGAGCUGAGUAUUUUGAACAUAGCUGGUAGCAAGAAUGGAAAUCGUAGAACAGCCAAUGUUAGAUCUGUCGGCUAUACAGAUUUGUUCGUUUUGAACAAAAACGAUUUAUGGAAUGCACUUCGAGAAUAUCCAGAUGCAAGAAAACUGUUGUUGGUGAAAGGUCGAGAGCUUCUACGGAAAGAUAACUUGCUUGAUGAGAAUGCGCCAGAAGAACAACAAACUGCAGAAGAAUUAGCCGAGCAACUGAACAAUCAUGUGAAAGUGUUGCAAACCAGAAUGGCUCGUUUAAUUGUCGAACACACUAGCACAGAAACGAAGCUCAAUAAACGUAUCGAAAUGUUGGAAGUCCAGCUUAGGAAAUAUCGUAGCUUUGCUCGAAGACAAAAAAGUUUGCAAGCUAGCUCUUCAGUAGAUAGAACGCUGGAUGAUGAUGAUGAUGUAUGA